Messenger RNA from Haliotis rufescens (red abalone), 2690 nucleotides. RefSeq lists its product as uncharacterized. Bases 1415 to 1963 code for a protein of 182 amino acids. Gene Ontology annotation, molecular function: carbohydrate binding. The transcript is spliced from 5 exons. The record is from RefSeq and is a predicted model, not a curated record. Lineage: Eukaryota; Metazoa; Mollusca; Gastropoda; Lepetellida; Haliotidae.
UUUCAAAUACGGCCAAGUAUGUUUCCAUGUAUUUGAAAGGAAUCACGCAGUUACAUUCAUUCCUGUUUCUAAUAUGGGCGUUUCUUCAGUUGAAAGCAAAGACAGUUAGAUCACAAAGAAAAUCCACUGAGGAAGUUCACAUGGCUUUACUUCAGUGAGGACGGGUAGAUGGAUGGAUAUGUAUCUGUUUAAUAAUGUUUGUGUCAGCAACUGUAGUAGGGGGAUCCAACUUUACAGGUGAAGAAUGAGAUUCAACAUUCAUUACUGACACCUUUCCCUUACUUAUUUCUUUUCUCACAAAAGAGGAAAAUGCAAAUGUGUCUUUUUACCGUAGUCCUAGUCUUGAUUAGGGGAGGAUUAGGUAGUUGUGGCACUUGCUUCAACGCGUCUUCUGUUGUGGAGGUAGAUGCGCAUAUGGAACGUUACAUAUUUAGGAAAGUAAGGUCACUGUCUCUCUAUUCCUGUGCAUCGGAAUGUCUGAUGUCUUCAGUCUGCAUGUCCUUCAACUUUGAGACCAAGACCCGCAUCUGUGAACUCAACAGCAACAGAAGUGAUCUUGUGGCCAUCACAACGCAGCCAGGAUUACUCUUCAGUGACAUCAACCACUGGCCUAAGUCCCUCGCUGGCGCCUGUUCGGCGACACCUUGUCCUACGUCCAGGUGCCAAUUAGAUCGACUCGGACGGGCAUCAUGUGAGACGGGUAAAUCUUUACUGGUAAAAAAAGUUAAUUCUAUUGUACGUUAUCUUUUAUUGAAGUCAUUUGGCUUGGACUGACAUGAUAUGCCAUAGAGAAAGUGUAUGUCACGAAUGACUUUUUCCAGGACAAAGCAUCUGCCUGGAGGUCAGUGUUUCGAUCCCGACUGUGUAACUUCAAAAGAUGUCAAAACCUGGUAUUUGUUGUUUUCCCUGUCUGGCGCUGGGCAUUAAGGGGAUAAAACAAGGACUAGUCAGAGUGGGACACACAUGUUUAACUGCAAAAUGGCAUUUCAGUCGGCCAGCAAAGAAUAAGUUAUUAUUCAUGACUAGUGCCCGCAGCCGCACGCACGCACCCACGCACGCACGCACGCACGCACACACACACACUUAUAAUAAUAAUCGGGUGAUGUAUAUUGAUCAUGUUGAUAGCGACCCGACCUAACCAAAGAACAAUAACUGAAACAAGAAAUAGGGUUUCAACGUACGUGUAUGCUUUCGUAACUGACAGUGACCUCUGAAAUCCAUCAGUAGUUGAGCGGACCCAUUUAUCUGUUGCAAUCGGUGGCAAGAUCCAACUCCAAGAUCCAAAUAAUGACAGAUUGGUUAAACAUACAUGUACUUACUUUGAGAAUAAAAUAAACCAAUAUGUUAUAUGAUUGAGUUUUAAUAUACAGAGUUUCAAGGUUGUGACGCACCACCUUCUGUUGCCAAUGCUAAGAUGCAUUAUGACGGUGUGUAUGAAGGAGCAGUUGCAGAAUACACUUGCAAGGACAACUUCAUGAUGUGCACAGAUAGAAACCAGAGAGUUUGUCAGUUGACAGGAAAUUGGAACGGUUCUGUCGGCCCGUGCGCACAGUAUAGUUGGGAGAACCCGGUGAUGAACUUCCUCAUGGUCAUGCCUUGUGGGAAUCCAACGAGUUUCAAAGUGGCAAUGAACAUCACUCCAACGACCGUUAAUCGAGUAUAUAUGGAUGUUCGCGGAGGAGGAAAUCGUCUGUAUCAUAUUUCCUUCCGACUGGAUGAAAACAAGCUAGUAUUCAACUCACACUUCUCCGGUGUGUGGGGAACAGAGAUUAUGCUAUGGCCGGUCCCAUUGGCAAUAGGUACCGAGUCUCUGGUGGAGAUACGACUGGACCAAGGCAUAUACAUGCUAGCUGUAGAUGGAUCAAGCAUAAACAACUUCACAGACAGAUACCCGAAUGAGAUCCGAGAAGACGUCCGUAUCAGUGGUGACGCCAUCCUCACUGCGGCGCACAUCACAAUAUGAUGUUGUUGUCGGUAUCAACUGACUCCCGGUUACAAACCCUGCAAAACGAAAACAUCCCCCAGCAGAGCUAAAUGCUGUUUCUGGACAUACAAAGCUAUGAGAACAUUGUGCGCAGUCAGUGGAGUAUCGGAUAUUGUUUUUUGUACAGGUAUAACAUUGUGAUACAAUAGGUGAUGUGUUUCAAUUACAACUGAAUAUGAUCACUGGGCUUGUGUAGUACUCAUUCUGGUUUCAAAGACGUAUAGCUGGAAUAUUGCCAGAAUAUUGCGCAAAAUGCGAUCCAUCGUUUGUUUAUGUUUAUGACACAAUGUAACCAUAGCGAACACCAUUUGCUUUGAUAACUUCCAGAUAGUAUUUAUCGAAUUCAAAAGGGAUGCAGCCAUUUUAGAACUUGUGGUAUUUGCUGUGUUACCUUUCCUCCUUUAUGAGGGUAUGACAUUAUCCUCGUGUUCGACGUCAUGACGAUCAAAUGUUCUUGUUCAUCCACUUUAUCAAAUGUCACAUCAAAGGAACAUGUCAUAAGAGAGGGUCAAUAUUGAUGGCAGCACUUCCUACUGGCUAUGGAAAGUCUCUUCCGUUUCAAAUGUUUAUCCCACUGAAGCAAGAGACAUGCGAUGCCAAACAUCAUGGCAACAUGGUCGGGGGUAUUUAUGUAUUGGAGAAAAAACGCUCACGAGGUUUUGGUAGACAGAGCAUGCCCUGGGGGGAGGGGAAAACCAAGGGGGCG